Messenger RNA from Nannizzia gypsea CBS 118893, 1326 nucleotides. RefSeq names its product integral membrane protein. The record is from RefSeq and is a predicted model, not a curated record. NCBI's taxonomy places the organism in Eukaryota, Fungi, Ascomycota, Eurotiomycetes, Onygenales, Arthrodermataceae. The coding region runs from base 1 to 1326 and encodes 441 amino acids. The transcript is spliced from 8 exons.
AUGAAUCUACUAUCGAUAUUCACCUUGUUCUCGGUGAUUUCGGUUGCCCUAGGAUAUCCACUUACUGUUACCCCACAGUUGGCUCCAAGAGACCAAGGACUGGUUGCUCCUCAGUGUGCUGUCGAUUGUCAACUUCAAGUAGUUCCCACGAGAUGUUCAACUAAGGACACGGCAUGCCUCUGUGCAGAUGAGGCAUAUCAAGCAGAAGUCGGUAGCUGUGUGAUGGCCAAUUGCACUUCAAGCGAGGCGCUGAUGGCCAAAUACCUGGGUUCUCGUGCAUGUAAUAUUCCGAUAGUGCCGCUAUAUCCUGUGGUCGACGCUGGCACACUUGUCCCAUUCCUAGCUGCCACCCUUUUUAUUACGUUUAGGAUAGCUUCUAAACUUUUGCACCUGGGUAGCAAUUGGGGUGUCGACGAUUUUACUAUCAUUGUGGCAUAUAUCCUUGCUGUUGCAGUUUACUCAAUACACGCAUCAAUGAUUUAUUAUGGCUUUGGAAAAAAUAUAUGGGAUAUUAUUCCACAAGAGCAUAUUACAGUGGCUUUUAAGCUCUUCUUUGCCUACGCCCUGGCAUAUAAAGCACUAAUAUCUCUUGCCAAAAUAUCCGUUGGUCUUUUCUUACUACGGAUUUUCCAGUCGAAAGGAUUCCGCUUUCUUAUGACUACUAUCAUAGUACUUAAUGGUGCCAUUGCAGUUACAUGGAUCCUCGUCGAUACCUUCCGUUGUAUCCCUGUCCAUCUAGCCUGGACUGGAUGGAAAAUGGACGAGCCUGGAAAAUGUAUUGAUUUCAUGACUGCGACUUAUGUCAACGGAUUUGUCAAUAUCACGGUAGAUACUAUUAUGGUAUCUUUGCCCAUGUACGAAGUGUUGAAGUUGAAACUAUCAUGGCGCAAGAAGGUGAGUGUUAUGGUGAUGUUGGUAAUGGGCCUCUUUGUGACGGCUAUCGCAAUUGUGCGAGUGGUCGUUCUAUUUCAGCAUGAUCCUACCAAAAAUCCUACCUACGAAAUGGAACCGCUUAUCUACUGGUCUAUGAUCGAAUGUCAGGUAGCCGUUAUCUGCGCCUGCUUACCUGCUACUCGAGUAUUACUUCUUCACUUCGCACCAGGAGCCCUCGGCCCACCCACUGAAAAUGAGUCGAAGAAGUCUAACAACUCUUCCUCGAAUUCCCAGCCAAGAGAGCAGCCCACUUCCGAUUCCGCUACGUUGAUUGAGCAGGGCGACGGCAUCUCUAAGACAGUGACUUAUUCAGUGGACAGUGCUGUCAAGUCUCAAGCGAGUACUUCAGGCCCUUGCAUAAAUAUGGUUGAUAUUGAUACCAGAACGAAAUGA